CUAAGGAAGCCGAGCGCACCAAAAGAGCUUAUGCUCAGCCCCCACUGUGGACCUCAGUGACCUACUUCAACUGAACAACGAAGACCUGAAUCUGGACAUAUAUAUCAUUGGUUUGCAGGAAAUGAAUUAUGGGAUCAUAAGCCUUCUUUCUGAUGCUGCCUUUGAGGACCCAUGGAGCAGUUUCUUCAUGGAUAUGCUUUCUCCACUGAACCUUGUCAAGAUCUCUCAAGUCCGUAUGCAGGGGCUUCUCUUACUGGUCUUUGCCAAGUAUCAGCAUUUGCCCUACAUCCAGAUCAUCUCUACAAAAUCCAUUCCUACUGGCCUCUACGGGUACUGGGGGAACAAAGGGGGAAUCAACAUCUGUCUGAAGCUUUACGGCUACUAUGUCAGCAUCGUCAACUGCCACCUGCCUCCCCACAUGUACAACAAUGACCAGCGCCUGGAGCACUUUGACCGCAUCUUGGAGAGUCUGACUUUUGAGGGAUAUGAUGUCCCCAACAUCCUGGACCAUGACCUCAUUCUGUGGUUUGGAGACAUGAACUUUCGAAUCGAGGACUUUGGGCUGCUCUUUGUUCAGGAGUGUAUAACAAAGAAGCGCUACAAAGAGCUGUGGGAGAAAGAUCAGCUCUUCAUUGCCAAGAAACAGGACCAGCUGCUCCGGGAGUUCCAGGAAGGCCCACUGCUCUUCCCACCCACCUACAAGUUUGACAGGCACUCCAACAACUAUGACACCAGUGAGAAAAAACGCAAGCCUGCGUGGACUGACCGAAUCCUGUGGAGGUUGAAGCGGCAGCCAGCCAAGGCCAACCCCUCCGGCUUCUUGUUGACACAGAAGGACUAUGUCAGCCACAUGACAUACAGCAUCAGUGACCAUAAGCCUGUCACUGGCACCUUCGACUUGGAGCUGAACCCACUGAUGUCUGUCCCACUGAUCACUAUGAUGCCUGAAUACCUGUGGACCAAGGAGAACGACAUGCUGAUCAACUACACCUCCACCCCAGAGUUCCUCAGCAGCCCCUGGGACUGGAUCGGACUAUACAAGGUGGGGAUGCGACACAUUAAUGACUAUGUAUCCUAUGUCUGGGUCGGUGACAACCAAGUCUCCCGUGGUAACAACCCAAACCAGGUGUAUAUCAACAUCAGUGCUAUCCCUGACACGGAGGAGCAGUUUCUUCUCUGUUACUAUAGCAACAACCUGCACUCUAUAGUGGGGAUAAGUCAACCCUUCAAGAUCCCGUCCGGCUUCUUUUUGAGAGAGGACACACUGUCUGAGCUUGAACCACAGCUCUGAGCCCAGAUGGGAGUGAAUGAAUCCAGGGCGGAGGCUAGAGCUGGAAGCCAGCUGUGCUUCAGCACUGCCAGCAGCGCUGGGUCUGGCCCAGCCCCUGAGGAGGCAUCUGAGUUUCCUCCAGCUCCCCACCUCCCAGGGGAGCUCAGCCAACCUCCUCUGCUCUCUCUAGUCCAGAUGAACUGGCCCUUUAAUACAGGUUUUUUAUUACAGAGAUGUGAUUGAAACAGAGUAGUGUGUCAAUGGCGAGGUCUUGGAGACUGUCCACUGCACAUAGACUUGCUUGCUUCCACUAGCUUGCAUGCCAUUUCUUUUUUCUCCCUCUCAUCCACACAUAAACACUCCCUCUCACAUCCAAGCAGUCGUGCCAGGCACAUGCCCUAUCUGGCACAGGCCUGCAUUCCUAUCACACCAUCCUGGGCCUCCUCGGGCUGCCCGGGGUGGGGGAGAUGUUCACAUUUGUACAGGCCCUGUAAAUUGGGUGGCACAAACAGCACCAGGUUCCAAAAGUCUUGGAAUCUCAUGGUUUGUUCCCACGGGGAUGACAGAGGCUCUGAGAGCCCUGCUUUCAGCUGAAGCACUGUGGCGGAAGUAGAUAGCAAUGCCCAUCUCUACUCUAAGAGUGGGAUCUGACCAGGAAGUUCUAGGGCCUCAGGUUAGCUUCUGCAGAGGAGUGGAGCCCCAUGUCCCCACCCGCCUGCCCUUUACAGACAGUUGACCGGUGGAGGAGGAGCCUUAGCCACUGUCCUCUAGAGUGGUCUUCAGAUCAAGCUCAUCUGCUGCCACUCCCAGCCUGAGUCAUUGGCAAAGCACUGCUCCUCCCCCGGGCCCUGCUGGGACCUAGAAGUGGGGAGCAGCAGAGGAACUAGACUGGACAUUUUGAAGGAGCUAGUGGCAAGAAGAAGACUCAGCACUUUCCAGGUGCCAUGUGGAUAGCCUAUCCGUACCCGACAGAUGCCUUCUGCCAACAGUGACUCAACACCUCUCCCAGGAUACACCUCAGGGAGUCUAGCCCUGUGAUUCUCUGUCCAUCUUGUGACCUAAGUCAUAAGUCACUCUAGCUGCUCUAGGUUCUGUAUUCUAUCCUGGGAGCCACUGGGUGUUAAGAACCCCCAGGCUCAUAGUGAGCUGUUGCUGUGUGUUCUCUGUGUGCUGUUACAGCAGAGGGUAAUUAUAAAGAUGGCAUUCACA
Rattus norvegicus (Norway rat) is the source of this 2479-nucleotide messenger RNA. It is a transcript of the gene Inpp5k, whose product is annotated as inositol polyphosphate-5-phosphatase K. The record is from RefSeq and is a predicted model, not a curated record. Lineage: Eukaryota; Metazoa; Chordata; Mammalia; Rodentia; Muridae. Gene Ontology annotation, molecular function: phosphatidylinositol trisphosphate phosphatase activity; inositol-1,4,5-trisphosphate 5-phosphatase activity; inositol trisphosphate phosphatase activity. Gene Ontology annotation, cellular component: perinuclear region of cytoplasm; cytoplasm; membrane. Gene Ontology annotation, biological process: cellular response to insulin stimulus; host-mediated suppression of viral transcription; negative regulation of glycogen biosynthetic process.